AUGCCGCUGUUUGAGGAGGACCCUGCUCAUCUAUCCAAAGCCAGACUGAAGUCAGAUCUAAUUGCCCACAAUGUCGCGCUGCCACCUACAAAGAGUAAAAAGGAGGUGUAUGUAGAGUUACACUCAAAACACAUCGAUCUAAAACACGCAGGGGAUUUCUCUAGCGAUGAGGAGGAUCAAGUGCAAGAUGUGGAAGUAAGUCGAUCAAAUUUUAGAUGAUUUUUCGCUCGAGCAAUUUUCUUUUAAUAUUGACUUUUUUCAGAGUUAAACACGUUGUGCCCUCAACCUCAAUCACGACUUGCACAUUCAUUACGAGGUAGUCAGCUUAAUUUGAAAUAGCAGUUUUGACAGGAAAACGUUUUCCCACUGAGCUGUUUGUCAUGUUUGAGAAAUGAUCUCCCAAAUGAAGUUUGACAUCAUAACAAAUGUUGUUGUUGGUAAAGACUUGUCAAGAAUGCCUUAAGGGACAUCAAGAGUUUUAUUAAGUGUGACUGAUCGGUUUGCAUGGCAACAAUAAUUGGAAAGAUUGGUUAUAAUUACUCUGGUGCUUAUCAAGAUCAGCAGCUGAGUUGGGGAGGAGGGGUACAUUUAGGUCAAACAGCCCUCUCAACUUUGCUGUUGCAUUUGAGGUCUUGAGUCACCAGCUGUAUAGUUGGUAUAGAUUUACAUGGGCCAUUUCUGUAGUUGGCGGCUACCAUCACAGUCCUGUGCAUGUGCUUGCAACACCUGUUGCUCUCAUUUACAAGCGCAAGGUCUGGAGCUGUUUCUAUGGUGUCUACUAAAGGUUUGAAAGACACUUUGUUUGCACAGACUACUAUGUCUUGCACCAUACAGACAACUGCACUAUUGCACUAUUGAUUGCCCAUUAUGUCUUUGUAGUGUAAGUUGUAAGUUGAAUAAACAAGUCAAUAUAUUUGAUUGGGAACUUUUUCUGGUUGCUAAGAAAAUUAACUGGGACUUUCUUUAUUUUUAAACUAUAAUAUUAAAUUUUGUCGUCAUGAAUCAGAAAAUAAUGAGUAAAACAAACUUACUAACUUCCUCCCUUGUACAAAUGACCACAUAGGUUGUGAAUAUGCAUGUGUGUUAAUAGGGGCAGGAGAAAGAAUCGAUUCACAGAAGUAUUGCGAUUUUUUGUUUGACAAUUUUUAAAUCGAUUUUUAUGAUCAAAAAUCUUUUUUUUUUUUGUUUGUUUCAAAUUCAAGAAUAAAUCUUAAAAACUGACUAAAUAUCGAGAAAAUCGACAAUAUCGCAGAAUCGUAAUUUAAAUCGAAUUGGCAUCCAAAAAAAUCAUAGGAUAGAAUUGGGAGAAAAGCAUAUUGUACCAAACUAUUCUAACAUUUUAAACUUGACAGUCUAGGAACUCUGACUGUCAUUUUUUUUAAAUGUAUUUUGUCAUUUCAUCAACUUAACCACUCAUUAACAAGUCCCAAUAAAUGAAUGAUGAUAAUAAAGAAUAAAGUAUCACGCUGAUUAUGCUGGAUGCAGCCCUAAUGAUAUCGACACACACUCAAAAAGGGUCAUUAAAGCUUGUGGCAGUAUAACCGUAAACUUAAAAAUACAGCCUCCUCUCAAAGUCUCUUUCCCCCUCUGACAUAUUUUCAAAAAUGUACAUCCCCAAGCAGCAAACUCUUGCAAUUUAGGCUGCGUCAUCUGUCUAUAUGAAAUUAUUUUCUUUUUUUUUAAGGACAAGGAUCCAGAGGAUGCGGGGAUCCCUGACCCAAGGGACUUGACCGAUGAUGACCUCAAGGCUGCACUGCUCAAACACGGGUUCAAACCUGGACCCAUAGUUGGUAAAGUUGCAUUCUCAAUAGUCCUAAAACUGAUUUCCACCAUAUGUCAUCUUAGUCAUCAUUCUAAGUUUUUUUUAUUAAUAUGAAUAAUGUCGUUAAUAUGUCUGUCUAUGUCAGGCACUACCAGGGCCUUGUAUGAGAAAAAGCUCAGGGCACUGCUUCAGUCCGACGGGCACAGCGCUCUGAAUGGAACAGAGAAAGGUGUACUGUACUCUGACAGCGAAGAAGAGGAGGAAAAUGAGGAAGAUCAAGACAGAGAGUCAGGUAGUCUGUGUGUUUCUUUAUAUAUUUUGUAUUUUUUUGCUUCACAUCAAAUAAUCAUCUGCUUUCAUAUUAUUUCCUGUGAUUUUUACAGAAUCUGAAGGAGAACAAGAGGAAACAGUGGAACAGUCUGAGCAGGCCCAACAAGAGAGUGUCCCGGUGAGAAAAUGAAAGCAGCUCUUUGUUGAAGCGGGUUUUGAAUUGAUGUAGUUUUUAUAGUUCCUUGAAAGAUCAGAAAACAUGGUGCUCAUAAUACCUGGUAUAAUACCGUUAGAAGAACUUGCAGUUUUGCUGUCACCAGCUGUAUCAAAUUUAUCUUCCCUAUAGUGCCACUUAGUGGUGUCGGCUUGAAACUGUACCCUAAGGUUCUUGUCCACUUGUUGAAAAUGCGCUUGUAUUUUCAUGUUUUACAUUUGUUGUUGUUUUUUUCUCCCUGUAACUUCACACAGGUAAAGACUUAUUUUCAGAAAGGUGGUUUUGUUUACCCACAGUGCUUUUUGCCAUCAUCAAGGCUGGUAAAAACAACAGAUUUUUCAAUUUUAAGUAUUGAAGAAAAAAAGAAAAACUGUCAAAAUAAUAGAGCAGACGCUGAUUUUAUUUUUGUCCCGAUUUGCCCUCUGUAGCGGGCUCAGGCUUCCAGAAACAGGGAACCUGCUCCCAAGUGGAAUUCAGGGAAUGCACUAAAAACAUCAGAGCGGAGUCAGUCUCAGUGCUCACAGAUUCCUGCAGGAAUAAGUCGAGCAUCGUCUGUAGAUCAACUCUCAGGAUUAGGAUCAGGGGUAGGCUGGCCUUAUUCCUCUCCUCUUGCUGCUUUUAAAUUCUCUGCAUUCCUCUUGCUUAAAAGUGAGUGGUUCCCAGCCUUUUUUUUUAACUGGGUUAACCCUGCAGUCCAUUUAGCUGAGUUAACCAUUUCAACAAAGCCACCUUUAUCUACCACAUGUAUAACACAACAUGCAUGAAAGGGCAUACUUGAAGAAUAAUUUCAUUUAGAAGAAGAAGCAGAAGGUAUGGUGAAUACACAUAAGACACUUUAUGCACAAGCUCGGUGUUACAGCUGUUUUAUUCUAAUUCUUUUAUUUCACAAACUGUUAACAACUAAAUAUUUCAGACUUUAAGCUGUACAAUUUGACUAUUUAUUAAAUUCCUUAGGACAGUAUUUCAACUUGAAAGUAUCAGCUACCAUCCAGUACUUGUAGCUUUCUUAAAUUUGAUGCUUUUUUUAAUGUUAGCUAACUGUCCUAAGCAUUUAUCCAGUACUUUUGGUGAUUAGUAAAUAAGUUUUAGCUACUUACGUUUUCUUGUGAGCUUGAUAGCACACAUUGCUGUAUAACAGAAACAAAUGUGGCAUAAUCAAUGGAUAGUUUCCUAAAAGCACCUUACAAUCCAAUUUUUGCAAAUGCAGUGUCACAUCAUAUGGUACAAUCACUCCUGGUUUGGUAUCACUCUAUUUUCCAGCGUUCUUUUAUUACCACUAAUGCGGUUGUUUUGAUUUUUAUAGAGAUGGGUUUUAGAAUAUCACUGGUGUUUAAAUAGUUUAAUAAAUAAUCCAUGUAUAUGCUCAUGCUAAUAUGAUAAUAUACUGAUAUUUGCAGGUAUCGUCUGUGUCACAACCAGUUCAGCUCAACAGCUUUUCCUCUCAGACCUUCAGCAUCACACAAAUGGUUGAGGAGGAAAGUUAAUCCCAUUUUACAAACCUGUCUUUCACAUAUUAAAAAAAAUGGCACCAGCAUUUUAAUGUUCUUUUUUCACUUAUCACCGGUGCAUUGCUCCGGUGGUCGUGACCAUUUGACUUAUGAACAACAGAUGGAGAGUCAAGCGUUGCUCUCUGCAAGCACCGGCAGUGAGAGAGGGCUGAAUGGGAGCAAUGUGCCUGAUCAUUGGUCACAGCCCAGCAGGGUUAGUAGUACUCACAUUGUUCAGUUACACUUAAAUGUAAGUGGUGGUUUAAGUGGAAAGAGUACACUUAAGGUGGAAAUACAGCAGAAAUCCCUGUAUGUCACGAUCUGUUGCUUUUCCUCUAUAGCUGGACAUGCCAAUUCAAGACAAGUACCACAUGAAGAAUCAGACCCCGUACUUCACACCAAAGAGUUCUCCUUAUAAAAGAGGAAUGAAGGCGCAUAAAGUAUUUCUACUGUUUUAUUUCAUUCACUUUAUGGGUGUGUUUACUUUGCCUGCAAAAACACGCUUUGCAAGGUGCUACUCCUUUUGAAUUUCGGUGUAACUAUAAGACACCAAACCUGGAAUAUUUAGCAUGGUAUUUGCUUACUUUCAUAUUUUGCUUUCAUGUGUCAGAUCUCUGCUGAAGACAUAAACAACCAGUCUUUUCUUUUGUUCCCACCUCAGUUGCCGAGCCUUCAUUUCUGUUGGACUCAUCUGCCUGGGACAUUUUCUGCUUUUUCUAUUUUAAUUGUGUGUUCUCUUCUAGCUUCCUCAUGAGCCUUUGAAAGAAUCAUACAAGGAUAUGUUUCCAGAUGCAGUGACAACACCAACAGGGAUCUAGUAAGUUCCAUACCAGUAUAAAAUAAUACAAUAAAAUGAUACAGAAAUAUAAAAACACGCAACAAUUUCAACUCAGUGUUAGGAGUAAUAUUGACAUUGCAUGAAAUACCAUUUUGUAUUUCAGCGCCUCUUGUCGGAAACCAAUCAAGGGUGCAGCAGGGAGACCUAUCCAGUUUGCCUACCCAGACACCCCCCUCAGUCCCACAACUCUGGAAAGACAAGAAGUGGAACGCCGCCUCGUGCCCAUCCAGAUACAACUUGUGGUCUUCCUUAUUGUGGCGUGCCUUCUUUACCUCAUUUAUGUUUCUGCCGAGGACAACUCAUUCAGCCCAAUCUUAGCCCUACUGGACAGUCUAAGUGAUGAAGAGCGUUCGCUACAGGCUGAGACACAGGAUACAGCACCACUUUCCGGACAGGAGUAG
This is a messenger RNA of Xyrichtys novacula (pearly razorfish), 4972 nucleotides long. The record is from the annotation of a GenBank genome assembly. NCBI's taxonomy places the organism in Eukaryota, Metazoa, Chordata, Actinopteri, Labriformes, Labridae.